This is a messenger RNA of Triticum urartu, 808 nucleotides long. RefSeq lists its product as uncharacterized. The record is from RefSeq and is a predicted model, not a curated record. NCBI's taxonomy places the organism in Eukaryota, Viridiplantae, Streptophyta, Magnoliopsida, Poales, Poaceae.
CCACGAGAAGUGGUCCAGGUCAAAGCGGGCACGAACGCGAGCUGUAAAGUCCUCGCCGGGUGCAGCUCAUCGUGCGCUUGCAUAGCCCAUGCGUAUAAGAGCCGGCUCUGCGACGGGAUGAGGACGAGGAGGAGAAGAGAACGAGAACAGCAGCGGACGGACACGUGCGAUGAGUAGCACCAGAACUUUCUCGCCGGCGGUGGUGGCGGCAGGGCAGCAGCACGUCCGCGCGCCGCGCGGUGGGCUGCCGCGGCCGAGGCGACCCACCAGGCAGGCGGCCGGCUCGCCGGGCCAACGGUCCGCGGGUGGCGGCGGCGACGCCGCGUGGGGGCAAGCGGGGCGCAGCUGGUGGGGCGCUGGAGGUGGAUUGCCAGCGGCCGCGUCGUCGAGGCGGCAGCCGUGCAGGGCUGGCGCUGGCCGGGCGCCGGCGGGGAACCGGGAGCUGGUGCGGCGGGCGCUUUCGCCGCCGGCCACGGGCGCGCGCGGCGCGGCGCUGAGGAGGUGGAGCUUCCGGCCCAUGCCGAGCCGGCUGCGCAACGGGUCGUGCUUGACCUCGACGGCGGCCCCUGCAUCCCCACGGCCAUCGUGACUUUUGCUUAGCGUGAGGUCGUCGCAGGCUUACAGCUGGGCUCUGUAACGGGAUUGGUGUAGGCUAGGCACUGUACAUUCCCGUGCCUGUUGCGUUUUUUGGUGUUGUUUUUGAGGUUUCAUUAAUUUUUAUAAAUCCGGUGUCUUUUUUUCUGUACGCACAAAUGUGCAUAUCAUAUUUUAUAGAAAGAUAGGGGCAUAGAACCCAGUCCACCGUUGA